Trifolium pratense (red clover) is the source of this 1540-nucleotide messenger RNA. RefSeq lists its product as uncharacterized. Bases 206 to 1285 code for a protein of 359 amino acids. Lineage: Eukaryota; Viridiplantae; Streptophyta; Magnoliopsida; Fabales; Fabaceae. The record is from RefSeq and is a predicted model, not a curated record. The transcript has 5 exons.
UCUUUAUGUGUAUUUAUUUUCUUUGUUUCUUUGUCUCCAAUCCUAUAAUAUAAAUAGGAGUUUUUACUUGUACUUGAAACACACAAUGAAUAUACAAUAUUUUCUCUUGUUUUCCUGAGUUUCUACAUCUUUGAAUCAACUCUUAUUUACCCCUGAACUGUAAGGUUGAAACGAAUAACGAAAAGUUGGUGUCGUUUUUGCGGUUAUGGCGACGGCACCUAGCAACAGUCCGACGGCGAAAGUAGGAACCCUAGGUUUAAGUUCACCGUCGUCUUCAGUUCAGCCUAAAUCUCAACGCGGUCAGAAUAAGCCUAAGUGCAAACAGUGUGGCAAUGUUGCUCGUUCUAGGUGUCCUUAUGAGUGUUGCAAGAGUUGCUGUUCAAGAAAUCAAAAUCCAUGUCCUAUUCAUGUGUUAAAAGCCAGUACAACUUUUCCUGACAACACUCCAUCUUCUGGUGCUGCCCCACUUGAUCGGAAAUCCUUCGAACCACCUCCAUCAGUAAAUGCAGGUAGAGUUGCAUCACUUCGGCAACUUUCCAAUAGUUUUGCUCAGUUCAAUAAUUUGCACCUUUCACUUCGAUCAAAGAAGCCAUUAACUAGAAAGGAUGCUGCAGCUAUCAAUGAAUGGAGAUUUUCCAAGUUAAAGGAAUACAAGGAGCGAAAUAUUGAAGUGGAAAAUGAAGCUUUUGACCGGUACAUGCAAAAUGUAGAUUUACUGGAAGAAGUAUUAUCUGUGAAGCAUUCGGAUGAAAAUGUGUCUUCUGCAUCUGAGGCUAAUCCUACUCCAACGGAGAACAAUGAGAUAAUGGUCCCUGGGUUAAAAUUGCAGCUAAGGUCAAACUCGGCAAGAAGUGAUGGUGUGAGAAUAAGAAUAAAAAAAAUUGUAGAUGAGGGAUUAAAGAAGCUUAAGAAGUGUGCUGUAGAUAGCGACAGCAAAGAACAAAUUGAUGAAGUUAAUGAGGCUUCAAAUAAGAGAAAGAGGACCGAAAAGUUAUCAGCUAUAAGUGAUCUUAUGGACAAAAUUAACAAAGCCCGAAGUGAGGAGGAUUUGCAGUCAUGCUUGGAGAUGAAGUUACAGCUUUUCAAUUCAGACGAAGACUCUGCCAUGGUGCAACUUGCUGACAAUGAAACACUCGAGAGUCAUACGGCAGAAAUUGAUGUUGCACCAGCAAAAGAAUUGGGUUAUUCAUUACCAAAAUUGAUUGGGACGACUGAAAUUGAUCAAGAAACUCUCAACACCAUUGACAAACACUUUUCCUCUCUUGAGUCUGUAGAGCAGUUAUGAGGUUAGAAUUCUUAAUUAAAAUUUAGCCUCUGGAGAAUGACAAAUUUAAAUGCUGUAUUGUAAUUGUUCAAGGAAAAUGCUGUGUAAAAUUAAAAUUAGAAUUAGUCAAAAUGGAAAAGCCAAACAAUGUCUCAAAAAUCGGAAUGGAUCCAAUUUUUGAAUGAUUGAAUUAGUUUGAUCGUGAACUUGUUAUAUUUUCAGUUUAAUCAUUAUUUGAUUAAGGUUAAAACUUAAAACCAAGAAUUAUUCAGAUGA